Molecule: messenger RNA, 1503 nt
Organism: Penicillium brasilianum
Lineage: Eukaryota; Fungi; Ascomycota; Eurotiomycetes; Eurotiales; Aspergillaceae
Source: the annotation of a GenBank genome assembly
AUGAAGGUUCUUACGCCAGUGAAGAUCCUGCUCUUUCUCUGUUUUCUCCUCGGAAUGCUAAACGCAACAAUGAUCAGACCGGCCGCUGAAAGCGCCAUCUACCGUCUCGCUAGCCUGGGAGGGGGCAUACUAGCUGGGCACACCAUCAGUCAUAAGCCAGAAGGUAGUGCUCGCGAUAAGCCCCAGCCCCAUGCAUGGACUCUUCGAUCGGGCGUGUAUACCCCGCGUGAAUUAGUCGAGGGUUUCGCCCCUCUUCUAGAUACGGUCGUCUACCGUCUGGGCGAGGAUGCCCCGAACACCAGACCGGCCCGGGCAUUGCUCCUCGACAAUGUUGCCCAUAACCUGGCCACCAACGCUCGCGAAUCUACCUUGCCCUUCCAAAAGGAUGUGCCGGACCACUCGCGCAGGGAGAUAAAGGAGCAGGCCGAGAAAAUCGGCAAGGCCCUCGUCCAAUGGGCCCGCGAAGCCGUGAAUGGCCCCUUCGAUCCCAACCUCGACAUCCGCAGUCCAUGCGAGAAUCAUCUACUGAUUCCGGUGAAUGUCGACCUCAUGUUUGGGCGUCGCAGUCAGCCACACCUGAUGCAACUGUUCAAUGAGUACAUGCACCAGAUGGUGCUGCUUCGUGACGCUCUUCUUCCCUUCAGGAACUUCGAGGACGUGCUGGUCCCCGUAGACGGCAAGGCUGCUCGGGGCAUUCGUCACCUGGAGCCCAGUCGUGCCCAAUUCCUGACGGGCCUCUUCACCAAGAGCGUAACUCAGGCUUCGGUGUUGGCGUACGCGAAGGCGCUUCUGGCACCAGAUUUGCCCCGGACCCAAACCGGCGGUUAUGGCUUCCAAUACGAGUAUGGCUCCAUUCUACCCGCCGUCCUAAGCGGCGGGGAAACCCCAUACCACUUGCUGGAGUACGUCCCAGCCAAGAUUGAUCCAUCUCAGAAGAACAUCCUGUUCGACUACGAGUUCUCAGACUACUACACCGCACCCCGGCCUGAGAUCCCCGCUGGCGCCAAGGUGCAGGGUGAAGAGCUGCUAAAGUUCCGCUCCGAAUCCGCAUCUGUCGGAGUGCAGAGCGCUAGUCUUGGCCUCGUGCCUUCGGCCGAGUCCAAUCCCGUCCGUCAAGUAGAGCUUCGCCUUGAGCUAAGCAACGGCAAGUGCGUUGGUGUUGAUGUCGGUCAGAUUGCCCGUGGACACCGCUACGCAUAUCAGGCGCUCACAGGCAAUGAUGUGAACCUCGAAGAUAAACCUGCUAUCGUCCACUCGGCCUUGGACAUUCUCCUGCACCCUGAGAGUGGACUCAUCACCGCUAAACAGGGCGGUGUUCAUGUCAUCCCGGCCGAGGCGCCCAUCAUUGCACUCGCACUUCUAGGGAAGCUCUACCCAGAGAACGUGGUGCUCCUGCCGGAGGAUGGUCACCUCAGCCAGACUGAGAAGGCUGGUAAGGGUUUCGAACCUAAAUUUAUCAUCUGGGGCGGCGUAAAAUCUGGUGGCUACAAAGGACGUUUCUGA